AUGCCGCCUGCUGCACCCCCAGGCUGCGAGGGUGACGUGUGGGACCGCGAGAGCUGCGGGGGGCAGGCGGCGAUGGAGAACCCCAACCUCUGCCUGCGCCUGCGCUGCUGCUACCGGGACGGGGUCUGCUACCACCAACGGCCCGACGAGACCAUGCGGCGGAGACACCUGUGGGCGCUGGGCUGGACGUGCGGUGGGCUGCUCCUUCUCAUCUCCACCAUAUGCAUGUUCUGGUGGGCCAAGCGCCGGGACAUGCUGCACAUGCCUGGCUUCCUGAAGAGCCAGUGCCACAGCCUGAAGUCAGUGUCGCUGCUGUCCAAGAGCAAGGGGUCGUCCACCACCCAGAAGAAGACGUCGUCGAUGGGCAGCAUGAGCGCCUCGCAGCGCCCCGAAAGCGUCAUGGAAGCCUCUGUGGCGGCGGAGGGCGUGGGCGACGCCGAGGAGGAGGAGGAGGAGGAGGACUAG
Molecule: messenger RNA, 465 nt
Organism: Echinops telfairi (small Madagascar hedgehog)
Lineage: Eukaryota; Metazoa; Chordata; Mammalia; Afrosoricida; Tenrecidae
Gene: TMEM190
Product: transmembrane protein 190
Exons: 3
Coding region: 1-465 (154 amino acids)
Biological process (GO): hematopoietic progenitor cell differentiation
Cellular component (GO): inner acrosomal membrane
Source: RefSeq, a predicted model, not a curated record